CCAGUUGAUGCAGUUUUAAUAUUGCAGGCUAAAAUAUCAAGUCCAUAUCCUCUCAUAAUUAGGGAUCUUCUCCGGAUCUGUUUUAUAAUUUUCUUCCAUAUGAGGGAGCCCAAUCUUCAAUCUCUAUUUCCUUAAUCAUAUGAUUUUUUUUCUUUUUUUGCUUCUUGCAACUUUGUAGAGAAAAUAUUUAAGGGUUUCUCUUUGUUCAUCUGUAAAGGAAGCUCCAGGGCUACUGAUCGUGUUAUUUUUUGAAGAUCAUCGCCUUUCUGUAUUCUAAUUUUCUUGUUUAUAUCUGUUUUUUCUUUUUGUUUUUUUGAUAUACAAAGCGGUUAUAAGCUAUGGAGGCAAUUUUUGCACAGUCCUCUGCUGCUGAUCAUCAACCAAUCUCUUCUUCUUACAAGCAAUUCAGAAACCAACCAAAGAAAAACCCUCGAGGUCUGGUUCCAAGAUCUACUGAAAACUUAGCUCCAACAAGCAACAUCAUCCAUGGAGGUCUCUUGUUUGCUCCUCCUCAUUCUGUCUCCUCCUCCUACCCUCCUCCUUCAUUCUCAGUUCUCUUUCCGCAAAGCCAAUCACAGCCACCUCUCCUUCCUCUUCCGGUCUCCAGACCCCACAACUCUUUCUCUUCUUCACGAACACCCAGUACUAGAAAAGCAAAUCGAACCAGAGAUCAGUCUCUCACGCCUAAGAAAUCUAAACAGCCCAUCAGAAAAGAAGAGCCCAGGCAAGAUUUGAAACCAGCUGAUGCAGCUCCAGUAUCAGCCAAGUCUUUUAUCGUGGCGUCCACUGUACCAUUAGGACCAGACCCAAACGAUCUACCAAAAGAUGUUUCAAAGGUUUUAUCAACAUCGCCAUCGUCUUCAUUAAGAGCAGGUAAUAUGAACUGUAUUGGUGUCAGUGUCAAAGAUUUGGAGAUUUUUUCAGGUUCGCCAUUUACACUGUCUCCACAUCCAAGCAGCUUACCGUUGCCAAAGUUUCCUAUCAGGCCAAAGCUCAGUUGCACUGCAGAAGCAGCUGGGAUCGAUGCUGGAGCAACAGACAAUCUCCGGCGACUUUUACGUCUCCGAUGAGGUGAAAUAAUAUUGAGUUAUAAUUAAUAUCUAAUAUUGUUAAAUCGGUGAGAAAAAGUUGGCUGUCUUUUGGAUUAUCUUCUGUGUAAAGCCAUAACCAGUGGGUAGCGAGGUUGAUUGUGAAUUUGGUAGUUUCGUCUGCCUUGUUUUGAGUCAGUGGAAAGUUUGUGAUCACCACCAGCGAUUUUUUUGAAUUGGGGGUGCACAAACAAAGCUGGGGGAUGACGAAAGCUGCCAUGUCUGUCUUUGUUCUUCUUUUUGUUUCCCUUUCUUCUCUUUUGUCGGUUUGAUUAAAGAUACUCUCUUUGUCC
Manihot esculenta (cassava) is the source of this 1381-nucleotide messenger RNA. RefSeq lists its product as uncharacterized. NCBI's taxonomy places the organism in Eukaryota, Viridiplantae, Streptophyta, Magnoliopsida, Malpighiales, Euphorbiaceae. The transcript has a single exon. The record is from RefSeq and is a predicted model, not a curated record. Bases 339 to 1070 code for a protein of 243 amino acids.